Messenger RNA from Pieris brassicae (large cabbage white), 1248 nucleotides. Its product is annotated as neuronal acetylcholine receptor subunit beta-3-like. Bases 43 to 1170 code for a protein of 375 amino acids. Gene Ontology annotation, molecular function: transmembrane signaling receptor activity; extracellular ligand-gated monoatomic ion channel activity; neurotransmitter receptor activity. Gene Ontology annotation, cellular component: synapse; membrane; neuron projection. The record is from RefSeq and is a predicted model, not a curated record. The transcript is spliced from 6 exons. Gene Ontology annotation, biological process: chemical synaptic transmission; nervous system process; monoatomic ion transmembrane transport. Lineage: Eukaryota; Metazoa; Arthropoda; Insecta; Lepidoptera; Pieridae.
GCUUAUGGUAAGCGCGAACAUGAGGACCUCAGUUGGAACAAAAUGUCCGCCGUGCACAUUGCGUUACUAGUUGCAACCCUUCUGCUCUUUGGAAGCAAGAGGGGUUGGUGUGGAUGUACCAAUAUGACAUCGUUUUCGUCCCAGUUGGACAUACUACUUGCAGAAUACGACCGGGAAGUAGCGCCAGAGGGGCAGGUCCUAGUUAAGACAGCGUUAGACGUGCGCCACGCGGCAGUCUACGAGCGUAGCGCCACCGUGCGGUUGCUAGCGGACUUACAUUUGAAUUGGGAUGACAAGCGAAUAAAUUGGAACUCUUCGGAUUGGGGAUGUGACAACGCACUGGUUAGCGCUGAUCGAUUGUGGGUCCCUGAUGUGGGGGUAUUAAGCGUAGCCACACUGGGUACUGAGGGUGACACCAGCCUCCGUGCUCGUCUUUCCAGCGACGGCCAUAUCUAUUGGAUUCUACGCCUUGACAUUAUUGCCCCACUCACACUUCAACUCACGGACUGGCCCCAGGACCAGCAAGAAGUUGUCUUCAAAUUCGGCUCCAGAUCGCAUUCUUCAGAUGAGAUGCUGCUUACCUUAAGUGACUUACAGCACGCGACUGUGUUCGAGUCUGGCACAUGGGAGUUGAUCCGUGUGAGGGGAGCGGAAAUAGAAUUGAACAACGGAGACUUCCAACGCCGCGUUGUCAAGUGGAUAGUAGUGUUACGUCGAAGAGCAGCAGCACACGCGCUUGCAGUGGGCGUAGUUUUUGCCGGCUCGGCCGUAUUAUUACUUGUGGCCACGAUAUUGCCCCCUAAUACACGACCACCAUUAUGCGCUGCUUCAGCGGCAAUAUCUUCACUUUGGUUGAUAUCUGCCCUGGUGCGAAUGCCAGGUGGGUCGUCGACCCCUCGCGCUAUGUCUCUUUUGAGUGGUACAUGCAUCUGUGGCGCUAUAGCGGCAGCUAGCGCGGCUCUUGUUUUACGUGUUUCGCGCUGCGUCACACCACCCCCACACAUUCUAAGGACCCUUGUCACGACUGCCUCUACUUUUAUCACACUCACACCACCUGAGGGGGGAGAGGCAGAAUGCAGCGCAUGGGCGGCGGCCGCGCGGCUCUUGGACCUGUUGAUACAGGCUUUGCUGAUCUUCACUCUCUUCGUGCUGCUAUGUGUCUUUAUCUAAUGCUGCUCUAAUCUGUAUGGAUAUUUUUGGGAUCAAUAUUGUUAGCAUGUAUUGUAAAUAUAAACAGUUAUGUUAACU